This is a messenger RNA of Entelurus aequoreus (snake pipefish), 807 nucleotides long. RefSeq names its product nuclear factor 1 A-type-like. The transcript has 2 exons. Bases 64 to 807 code for a protein of 247 amino acids. Gene Ontology annotation, cellular component: nucleus. Gene Ontology annotation, molecular function: RNA polymerase II cis-regulatory region sequence-specific DNA binding; DNA-binding transcription factor activity, RNA polymerase II-specific. Gene Ontology annotation, biological process: regulation of transcription by RNA polymerase II. The record is from RefSeq and is a predicted model, not a curated record. Lineage: Eukaryota; Metazoa; Chordata; Actinopteri; Syngnathiformes; Syngnathidae.
UUAGUUUGUUGUGGAGCGGACGUGUCAAUCAGGUGUGUGACUUCCGCCGAGCGCGCGCACCACAUGAAGCUGACUGACUUGGCCAUGGCGGGAAAAGGCGCAGAAGGUUCCAUCAAAUGGCAGCUGUGCUACGACAUCUCGGCCAGGACUUGGUGGAUGGAUGAGUUCCAUCCGUUCAUCGAGGCUCUGCUGCCGCACGUGCGCGCCUUCGCCUACACGUGGUUCAACCUGCAGGCCAGGAAGAGGAAGUACUUCAAGAAGCACGAGAAGAGGAUGUCCAAGGAGGAGGAGCGUGCCGUCAAGGACGAGCUGCUGGGCGAGAAGCCCGAGGUCAAGCAGAAGUGGGCGUCCCGCCUCCUGGCCAAGUUGCGCAAGGACAUCCGGCCCGAGUUCCGCGAGGACUUCGUGCUGACGGUGACGGCCAAGAAGGCGCCGUGCUGCGUGCUGUCCAACCCCGACCAGAAGGGCAAGAUGCGGCGCAUCGACUGCCUGCGUCAGGCGGACAAGGUGUGGCGCCUGGACCUGGUCAUGGUCAUCCUCUUCAAGGGAAUCCCUCUGGAAAGUACGGACGGCGAGCGCCUGGUCAAGUCGCCGCAGUGCGCCAACCCCAGCCUGUGUGUGCAGCCGCACCACAUCGGCGUGUCCGUCAAAGAGCUGGACCUCUACCUGGCCUACUUCGUGCACGCAGGUGAGUCAGUCAAGAAAACCUCAGCAGGUUUUGCAAUGUGUUCACCAGGUCUCGGGGCUCAGGCAGGGAGUCCAAACCUUUUCCAGAAAAAUCUAAGUAUGCGGGCGCCAAUUUUAUAG